Lytechinus pictus (painted urchin) is the source of this 1509-nucleotide messenger RNA. RefSeq lists its product as uncharacterized. Lineage: Eukaryota; Metazoa; Echinodermata; Echinoidea; Temnopleuroida; Toxopneustidae. The coding region runs from base 511 to 1371 and encodes 286 amino acids. The transcript has a single exon. The record is from RefSeq and is a predicted model, not a curated record.
AAACAAAAUAAUGCAGUUGAGGAGGAACAGGCCAAGGAGGAGGACGAAUCAGCCGAUGAUAAGGGCAACGAAGAGGCAUGGGAAGAAGACGGCAAUGACGACAAUGACGAGGGGAUUGAGAGAGACGCAGAGCAGCAGGAUCCCAUUGACGGCAUCAGCGUCAACCAUGCUGUCCUGGUCAAGUCUGAGCACCAACCACCUUGUGAUACCAAUCCAGUGCUGGACGACGUGCUCGCCCCUCGGAAGCACCUACAUCUCCCUGGCUUCGAGGAGGUAGAGAGGCUGGCUCUCCUGCUAAUCCAACUAGCCGACGAUUCGGACGAGCAUCUGAUUCCACCUGAACUUCGUCUCCAGAUCAUCGCGGCAGCUGCAGCUCUCUCGGACCAUGACAAAUCUUGUAAAUCAUUUGUGAAGAGGUAUGAGUCCAAAUGGGGCCAUACACUAUUUGGCAGAGUUCAUGGUCCAGAGUCACCACAAACCAGUGCAGCCCAAAAGACAAAGUUCGCGUGGAUGAGGUACGCUCAGGCAGCUGCCGUUACCGAGGAGUCGAGGUUGCUGUACGUUGUGAUCAAAAUGUUGAAAAAUCGACCCAAGGCCAGCUCCUUGUCAUCUCCCACCAAAAUUGCAUGCCUCGUAAGAGGGCAGUACAAACGCAUCGUCGAUCGGGUACGAGAUGACAGGAAGCUGGCAGAGGUGCCGAUUCCUCUACCGAAUAUCAAUGUUAAGUCCAUUACGGCUUUCCUCACCAGGGAAAAUAAGAGGAUGAACUUUCUGUCCACAGUUGUUCCCAAGGCUCCCAGUCACCGCCGUGUAAUGACGGCCAAGUCCAUUCCCGAUGCACCAUCCCUGCCUUCAACAUUGAGCAUGCCUGACAGGGAACAGGUUCAGUACCCGACGGUGCCUUUCGAGACGGGCAACAGGCGUGGACAGAAUAGGAAGUUAGACCUCAACACGCCAAUUGAUGAUCCAAUGCAAGCUCAUCCAUUGCCCACACUUGCAAAGCCAAUCUUGCCAAAAGCGCCAAUUCUGAUGGUAGUUCCAUUACAGCCACGUGCGGCAUCCUUGUCGUUUCAGCCUUCCACAUCAGCGCCUUUAAAGGUUACUCUCCCUCCUCCCCCACAGCCCAAAGCCAAGCCUAUCAUGCCAAACAAAUCAAAGAAACCGUGCGCAGCUUGCGGGGUAUUCAAUUGUGGUGGCGAUCGAAAACGGUACAUUCCGUCCAAAGACAAGGUGACAAACAGCACUCAGAAGUUAUUCACUUUCUGUCCCCGAACUCGCAAGUCCCUUACUCCAGGGUUCACGGAUCGUACCUACGACAGUUACGAUCAUUUCAAAACUGUCGUGGACUCUGAGCUUGCAAAGAGAACAUGAAUUUCAUAAUAUUCAUCAAUUGGUGAAAUCUGAGGCUGGUUGCACAUAUGCUUGUAUUAUUCUUGUUUUGAUUAUAUGUACUUAUGCCCUUUUGUUAGGGAGCUCAGGUAAUUUACUUCCUUGCCAGAGAUGUUUGAU